GUGUUUGGGGGUUGCAUGUGAGAUUACGAGCAGGAAUUCAAUUUUCUAGGUAGCUACAAUUUCCCACAUUUACAUGCUCUAUUUGGCACCUGUCACUGAUUACUGAGCAGUCAUGGCAAACAGCGUGAAGGCUCUGAUUCUCUUAGCAUUUUCUGGUGCUCUUGGGAUCAUGUUCAUGGUGCUGGCCUGCGCACUGCCACAGUACAACAACUGGUGGCCGUUCUUUGUCAUCGUGUUCUACAUGCUGGCGCCACUGCCGUACACCAUCGCGCGCCGGUACGCCGAGGACUCGGGCGCCGGCAACGCGUGCACGGAGCUGGCCGUUUUCCUCACUGCCGGUAUCGUCAUCUCGGCGUUCGGCCUGCCCAUCGUACUUGCGCACGCGCCCGUCGACGGUCCGGUCAUCGAGUGGGGCGCCUGUGCCCUCGUCUUCACAGGAAACAUCAUCAUGUUUCUGACAAUCCUGGGCUUUUUCGUGGCAUUCGACAGUGAGGGGGACUCGUGGAACUACUUCUAAAUCGUCGGAAGAUUUGGUUGUGGAUCGGCAACGGUACUUUAAAGUUACUCGGUUGGAGCUGCUACGGCGAGCGUUGUUGUGUUCUGGGCAGUGCAAGCCUUAACUAUAUACCUACCGUAUAAUUGAUCCUCCCCUGUCAAUUGUUUUUGGCUCGGGUGUGACUGGAAGUUGGCACCUUAUAACUUGAAGCAUUUAUCGUGCGACGUGCACGUCAACCAGCGAUUGGUGAAUCCACUUGUUUUAAUCUCAUCCUCGUUUCACUGUUCUGUUGGCCUAUCUUACCAUUGAUUGGCCUGGUAACUUAGCCAUCCGUUGUGUCGUUACCCUGUAAAUAUUAGAUAUAGACUCGGGGGGACAGCGUGUCCCUUGUGAUAAACUAAUGGGCCCCAUUGAGUUCGAGCGGUCGUGGAUGUGAGUGAGAUAUCACAUGUUUAGUGUGUAUUCUGUAUGUGGCCGCGAUUCCGCAACUGAUAAGGUGUUCAACGAGCGAGGACCGUGAUUCCGGAGCAGCCUGGUGUCCGCCGCGGACAGUACUUGCCGUACCUUAUCACGCCCGUGCCAAAAACAGGCCAUUCAUCGCUUGUCUUCAGACCUGGAGGCGUUGGCUGCCCUGUGCACGAAAUGCACGUAAUAUUCGCCGGGUAAUACGAGGCUCGAUAUUGUGAUUUGGUGACAUUAGAUGUGGCGAAUAGGUAUUACAUUAGAUAAAGUGCGUUAAUAACUAAUAUCCGGUUGUGUAACUCGUCAUGUAUCUGUGUAUAAGAAGCAUCCCUGCACUGCCCGUGUGAGAACAUACUCUUCGGGCGCUCGCCGCUACAACGAUCUCGCGCUCGCAGCCGGUGGCGGUCGGCGCUCCCUGUGGUGGGCACGGUGCGACGGUGUGACUGUAGGCAUCACUCGGUGGUGGAUUGUCCGUCACUUCAUAACCAAUGGUGAACAAUAUAAACCGUACCUGGCUCUAUCGA
Molecule: messenger RNA, 1482 nt
Organism: Amphibalanus amphitrite
Lineage: Eukaryota; Metazoa; Arthropoda; Thecostraca; Balanomorpha; Balanidae
Product: leptin receptor overlapping transcript-like 1
Exons: 2
Coding region: 113-517 (134 amino acids)
Biological process (GO): late endosome to vacuole transport via multivesicular body sorting pathway
Cellular component (GO): endosome
Source: RefSeq, a predicted model, not a curated record